Molecule: messenger RNA, 2148 nt
Organism: Loa loa (African eye worm)
Lineage: Eukaryota; Metazoa; Nematoda; Chromadorea; Rhabditida; Onchocercidae
Exons: 9
Coding region: 1-2148 (715 amino acids)
Molecular function (GO): protein binding
Source: RefSeq, a predicted model, not a curated record
AUGACAUCAUGUAGCUCUUUGACAUGCAAAGAUGACAAUGAUACGAAUGAUAUUCAUGUGGAAAAACAAAAACUUCAAUCAAAGCAACAACGACAAUAUUCAGGAUCUCAACCUAUCCUUGAUGAUCUCUCAACCAAGGGUUCUAUGAAUAUCCUGGAAGAUGUUGUUCGUUGCUUGCUAGAAAAAGAUACCAGCGCACUGGGUUUCCAAAUAGUCCAAAGAUCGGAUGGUAUAUGUAUCAGUUAUGUUGAGCCUAAUGGUCCGGCUGAUCGUUCCGGAAAUAUUUUCGUUGGUGACAAAAUAAAAGAAUUAACAAUAGCCUUUGAGAAUAUGCCAAUUAGUGAUGCGUUGACAAUUCUCAGCUGUGCCUCAACCUAUAAAAUUCGGUUAGAAUUAGAGAGAGCCAUAAUUAAUGAUGCUGCCCAGUCAGAUUGUCCAGAAACAAUAGAACAUGCUGAUACCUCGUCAAAUUCCAUUCAACAAUUUUCUACUCUCUGUAAAAGUUAUUCGACCUCGGAUUUGGUUCUACGAUUACAAAAAGCGCAAAUGUUCGAUAAGGCUGUAAGUGGCGGAAGCUUCAUGUCCAAACAGAAAUAUCAACUUCCACGACAAACCGUAAUAAAUACCAUUAAGGAAGAACCGCCAUCGACUCCUGAGAUUCCUGUGACUUUAGCGUCAUCUAACCCAUCCUCAGAUUCCACAGAAAAGACUGAAUCGAUACCGGUUAUGAUGGGAUCAGUAAUUAGUGAAGAAACCAUAGUAAUUAAUGAUCCACUGCCAAUUUUGAGAAGCCUUCGAACUUCUCCAAACGAAAUAUCUCCUCAACCACAAAACUCGCCCUGUGUUAUAACUUCUGAAACUUAUCCAAAAUCAGAUUCCACGUCUAAACCAACAAACAUAUUACGACAGCAAUCAACUCCACAGAUUCCAUCGUCAUAUAACGAGCAACCCUUACUUCCGCUGAUACCACAAGAAAACCAUAAAGUAGAUGAAAUUAAUUGCAAUGGGUUUUCAGAAUUUGUUGAGCGAUCCCAUUACAUCUAUUCAAAUGCAAAUAUCAAAGAUGGAAUUAAAAAAAAGUGUGUCGAAUUUUGUGAAUUAAUUGAGCCAAAACGUGGCUCAAUUGUGAUCGAAUUUGAAGAGGAUCAAGGAGGAGAUGAUUGUUGUCAACAAAGUGAUGAAGAAAUAAUUAACCUGCCGAAUUGUAUUGGUACAUUUGAUGAAGCAAAAAACAAUUUACAUCAAGCUAAUUCUAAUAUCAACAAUGCCGCAUCGGUAAAAAUACCGCCAAUAGUAGAUGAUGGAUCAAAUAGUCAAAUCAUUUAUGCAAAUUACGUUGAAAAAGAUACUGUAUCCGGUAAUACCUUGAAUGUAACUAAUGUAGAACGCAACAUUUCCCAUCAUUCAGUUGGUAAGAUUGAAGCAUCAGACGACCACACUAGUAGAGCAGGUGUUAUUGAAAGUAAAUCCGGUAACGAUACCCGAUUUUCAAACAAUCCUGAACAAGUUGCAGACAUAAUACCAUCAUUAAUACCCAGUCAUACAGAGGUGAAUGAACUUAACGGUAAGCAAAUGAUGGAAAGUAUUACACCAAUUGUCGCAUCACCGACAAUUCCUCAGAUGACAAUUAGUGAUGAUACACUUUCAAGUGAAAACAAUCAAAGAUCAAAAUGUAGUCAGUUGAAAAAACUAUCCGGUAAUUAUGGGAUUAAUGAAGUUAAUGAGGGCAAAGAAGUGAGGAAAGUAAAUGGCACUGCUAAUGAUUUAAAAGAUGAAAGCAACAACAGGAGUAGCAUACCACAAAGAAGUGCAAAAUGGAGUCCAAAACUUCAGUCACAUAUUCCGAUUGUUACCAGGACACCAUCAACAAAAUCUAAACGAAAACUUUCAAAAGCGGAAGAUACUAAAGUUAUGAGCAAUUCCGCACGUAGUAAAGUGAUCGAUGAUACUUUAAAGAAUGAUAUGAAUGGCGCAUCAUUGUAUAUUGCAAAGAAAGAAGCUCUACGAAAGACUUAUCUUCCAUUUUCAAAAAUAAACAAAAGUGAAGAAGUGGAUUUGAAUAAGGAGCGGAAGGCUCGAUUGGAAGCCAAUCAAGCAUUAUUGCAACGACAACAGGAAGAGCUAAGGACAUUAGGCAUUUUGCCUUAA